Colletotrichum aenigma is the source of this 309-nucleotide messenger RNA. RefSeq lists its product as uncharacterized. The transcript has a single exon. NCBI's taxonomy places the organism in Eukaryota, Fungi, Ascomycota, Sordariomycetes, Glomerellales, Glomerellaceae. The record is from RefSeq and is a predicted model, not a curated record. The coding region runs from base 1 to 309 and encodes 102 amino acids.
AUGGUCAACUUCGCCGCUGCCGCUCUCGCCUGCUUGGCCAUGACUCCUCUCAUCGGAGCGUUCCCCACCAACUCGACCCUCUUGAAGGCUGCUCACCACAACGGUACUCACCACCACGUCGCCCGCUCCAACCUCACCGCUGCCGAGCACUUCCUUGAGCCCAUCAAUGGAACCCACCACCACUUCACUAGAUCCAACACCACUCUGCUGAGAGACUUCCACCACAACGGCACUCACCAUUCCCCUGGCUUCCGUGAGUCUCCUCGACCAAGGACUUGGUUCCGAAACAAUGAUCUAACAUGGGCAUAG